AUUGUGCUGACUUGGCAGCGGCAGCAGCAUGAAAGUUGCUCAGGACAGGAAUUGGUUGGCUCCACCGUCCGCCUCCCCCGGCCAAGGGUCAGCUGGCAUCGCCUCCUCCUGGGGCCCUGGGAUUCACAGCCUGGCCCCGGGGCCACAGAGCCCCUUCCUGCUUGGAAUCUCCAUCCCUCCACCUGAGCUCCAGGCCUCUUCCACCGUCUCCUGUUGUUGUCUCAGAUCCUUGAUAUCCUUGUCUGGAGGGGUGCUUGCAGAGUGUGGGGCAGGCUGCUGCAGGGUUGUCAGCAUGGAGAAAAGCACUAUGGCUCAGUCCAAGGGCACGGUGGUCCUUGCCUACAGCGGGGGCCUCGACACCUCCUGCAUCCUGGUGUGGCUGAAGGAGCAAGGCUACGAUGUUAUUGCCUACCUGGCCAACAUUGGGCAGAAGGAAGAUUUUGAAGCAGCACGAAAGAAAGCGCUGGCCCUGGGGGCCAAGAAGGUGUACAUCGAGGAUAUCAGCAGGGAGUUUGUGGAGGAGUUCAUCUGGCCGGCAGUGCAGGCCAACGCGCUCUACGAGGACCGGUACCUGCUGGGCACGGCGCUGGCCCGGCCCUGCAUCGCCCGCAGGCAGGUGGAGAUCGCCCAGAGAGAGGGAGCCCAGCACGUCGCCCACGGGGCCACGGGCAAGGGCAAUGACCAGGUUCGGUUCGAGCUCACCUGCUAUGCCCUGUGUCCCAAAAUCAAGGUUGUUGCACCGUGGAGGCUGCCCGAGUUUUACCAGCGCUUCCCUGGGCGCCGGGAGCUGAUGGAUUAUGCCAAGAAACAUGGGAUCCCAGUGCCUGUGACACCCCAGACACCCUGGAGCAUGGAUGAGAACCUCAUGCACAUCAGCUACGAAGCCGGGAUCCUGGAGAACCCCAAGAAUCAGGCUCCCCCCGGGCUCUACACGAAGACCCGUGAUCCGGCCACCUCUCCUGACACCCCAGAUGUGCUGGAGAUUGAGUUUGAGCAGGGUGUCCCAGUGAAGGUCACCAACAUUGGGGACGGAGCCACUCGUUCCUCGGCCCUGGAGCUCUUCGUGUACCUGAACGACAUCGCGGGCAAGCAUGGGGUCGGGCGCAUCGACAUCGUGGAGAACCGCUUCGUCGGGAUGAAGUCCAGAGGUAUCUAUGAGACCCCAGCGGGAACGAUCCUAUACCACGCGCAUUUAGAUAUCGAGGCCUUCACCAUGGACCGGGAAGUGCGGAAAAUCAAGCAGGGGCUCACCUUGAAAUUCUCCGAGCUGGUGUACAACGGGUUCUGGCACAGCCCCGAGUGUGAGUUCCUCCGGCACUGCAUCGGGCGCUCGCAGGAGCCCGUGGUGGGCACCGUCCGUCUGUCUGUCUUCAAGGGCCAGGUCUACAUCCUGGGCAGGGAGUCCCCACGGUCGCUGUACAACGAGGAGCUGGUGAGCAUGAACGUGCAAGGGGACUACGAGCCCGCCGACGCCACCGGCUUCAUCAACAUCAACUCGCUGAGGCUGAAGGAAUAUCAUCGUCUCCAGAGCAAGGUCACCGUAAAGCAGGAUGAAUAGCAAUCAAUCGCACGCGAGCCUUCCUCUCCCCUUUCUAAUUUCUCUAAGAAGUAGCACUAAUUGUGGUGGCAAUUUGUAAUUGUAACUCGUCUCUCCGGAGCGGAGCCGCGGCGGCGGUGACGGCUUUGUUAUGGGGCGGCAAGUGAAAUGCAGUCGGGAGGGGGGGUGGAAAAAGGGUUUGGUCCAUCGGAGGAGAAGUGGGGAAAGAAAUAAACCCCCAGCCACGCGCGGGUCCGGCACUGA
This is a messenger RNA of Manacus vitellinus (golden-collared manakin), 1801 nucleotides long. RefSeq names its product argininosuccinate synthase 1 (gene ASS1). Gene Ontology annotation, molecular function: argininosuccinate synthase activity; ATP binding. The transcript is spliced from 16 exons. The record is from RefSeq and is a predicted model, not a curated record. The coding region runs from base 29 to 1558 and encodes 509 amino acids. NCBI's taxonomy places the organism in Eukaryota, Metazoa, Chordata, Aves, Passeriformes, Pipridae. Gene Ontology annotation, biological process: urea cycle; L-arginine biosynthetic process. Gene Ontology annotation, cellular component: cytoplasm.